GAAACACGCACAUCGUUCAUUCUCGAAUCCAUGCAUAGUUGACGUAUUCAUACGCCUGCGACCCGUCGCAGAUGAACACAUACUCUGACCCGUCAUCAUGGGCACCCUCGGCGACCUCUCCCCGGCUGGGAGCCUUGCCAUCGGAAUCAUAGUUGGCCUGAUAUCCACAAGCGUCCAAUCCCUCGGCCUGACCCUCCAGCGCAAGUCGCAUCUCCUCGAAGACGAAAAGAGCCCCCAUGAUGUCAAACGGCCGCCGUACCGGAGGCGGAGGUGGCAGCUCGGCAUGGGCAUGUUCAUCAUAUCGAAUGUCGUCGGCAGCUCGAUCCAGAUCUCGACACUCCCUCUCCCAGUCCUCUCGACCCUGCAGGCUGCCGGCCUUGUCUUCAACUCGAUAUGCGCCAGUCUUAUUCUCGGAGAACCCUUUACGAAAUGGUCCUUCUGGGGCACCGCGCUCGUCACAUCGGGCGCUGCCUUGAUCGCCAUCUUUGGCGCCACGCCAUCGCCAGCGCACAGCCUCCGCGAGCUCAUCGCCCUGCUCGGACGAUGGCAGUUCAUUGUGUGGAUGUCGCUCCAAGCUGUGCUCGCCAUUUCUGUCGCCGUCACGAUCGAAUUGCUCAGCCAUUUCAGCACGCUCUCACAGAGCCCCAACUUUCGCCUGGCGCGAGGUCUCGCGUAUGGAUUCAUCAGCGGCACCCUGUCGGCGCACUCCUUGUUGUUCGCCAAGUCCGCAGUCGAGCUCAUCCUGAGGACCAUUGCAGACGGAGAUAACCAGUUUGUCCACUGGCAGUCUUGGAUGCUCGUCCUGACGCUGGUAACUCUGGCACUGAGCCAGCUUUACUAUCUCCACAGGGGCCUCAAGCUUGUUUCGACCUCGGUACUAUACCCCCUCGUUUUUUGCAUAUACAACAUCAUUGCUAUUCUGGAUGGCUUGAUCUACUUCAAGCAGACCGACCUCAUCACGCCUCUCCACGGGGGCUUGAUCGCUCUCGGCACCGUCAUUCUCCUUGCCGGCGUCCUGGCUCUCUCGUGGCGUCUCAACGACGAACAGCACCAGCCUGCGGUUGGCCAAUCGACUUUGACGCCAGGUCUGGGCCUCGUGGAGGAUACUGACGGGGAGGAGACGGACUCCCUCAUUGAUUCGGACACGAUGAGUGACGAUGGCAAUGCGGUGCCGUCAACAUACAACACAUUCGGCCCGCAUAGCGACAAUACGCCGCUUACACCCAGCCGGAAGCCGACGAACUCAUGGCUCGAGCGGUCCGAGAUCUGGGGCGAGUUGGAGGAUCAGGAGACUGCCAGUCCGCCACUGACUAGGCGUCGGUCCAACACAUUACCAAGUGGCCCCGCGAAUGAGAGCACAUCACUAUUACCACGACGGCUGGUGUCGGGCGAGUCUACAGCGUCAACAACAGACGUCCCCCGCAGGAUGUUCAGAAAGCGGCGGAAAUCGACAGGUUUUCCAGGAUUCCAUGCGCGGCGAUCCAUACGCCGGACUAGCACGACGAGCGUCCAGGAUGCGCUGGGUGGAAUCUGGAAGAUGAAGUGGUGGCGCGGUGGCAACAACAGCACGAGACCGCGCGUGGAGUCGACAGCGAGCGAUACAGCCGCGCGUGUGCCGUGGGCUCCUGAGAGCCCAGGAUCAUCUGCUGCGCGACCCCUGGUUCAUCAGCCUCCGCCCCCUGGCGAGCACGGGUGGGAGCAUGGCGACGAUGCCACCGACACUCGUGACGACGGAGGCGCAGCUGGUAGUAGGAGAGGGAAGCAGCAGCAGCAACAACAAAGGGGCAAUGACGACCUUGUAUGAUUUUGAGAUUAUCCACUGUCUCCAGAGCAGCGUUCCUUCUCGUUUUCUUUUUCUCAACGCCCCCCACGUUUCAUGUGAUCUGACGGGGAAAGGACUCGUCAUUUGUCGUCCGAGGGAGGACAUGUCGAAUAAACCAGCGCCAGAAACGCAAUAGAACGCCCCGACUGUGCCGGAACCAGUCCCCUUGUUGUCUUAUUCAUACCUUGCACAGUUGAAAUAUCCAUAUAUAGCGAAAUACACGGGGUUUCUUUUUCUGCGGGAAACCAUCAUUGU
Microdochium trichocladiopsis is the source of this 2077-nucleotide messenger RNA. Its product is annotated as magnesium transporter NIPA-domain-containing protein. Gene Ontology annotation, cellular component: membrane. The record is from RefSeq and is a predicted model, not a curated record. The transcript has 2 exons. Gene Ontology annotation, biological process: magnesium ion transport. Gene Ontology annotation, molecular function: magnesium ion transmembrane transporter activity. NCBI's taxonomy places the organism in Eukaryota, Fungi, Ascomycota, Sordariomycetes, Xylariales, Microdochiaceae. Bases 98 to 1804 code for a protein of 568 amino acids.